CGGCUAUGUUCUUUAAACGCCUUUUCUUAGGGCCGGCAAUAUGGUGUGUGCCACUAAACUCUCCUGACGGAAUUUAAUGUAAUUAAGGGAUUACAGUGCUGCCGCUCUGAGGCUGGAAAUAUUUACUACUAUACCGACGACCGAGGUGUUUUCAUGCUUUGGUGCACAGUCAGGACGUGGGGUGAUCUGAAAGGGUCUUAGAGCGUUUUAAAACCCUCCGUUUUGACAGCAUAGAUUAAUCUGACAGUUAGUGGGCAAAGGAGAUUUUCCGUCGAGGAGUGGAGCGCUUUACGCACAGCCGAGACGCACAAGUGGAAAUGACAACAGCAAAGUCUAAGAGGAUACACUGAUAUCUUUGGGGUUUGACAGUUCCCAGAGGCUCUAAAAAAGAAAGGCAACCAACUUGUCGAAAACCUUUUACUGUUAUGUCUGUCUCCUCUCUGCCGGAAUGGAAACAACUCCUGCUGGAGAAAAAGAGGAAAGAGGAGGAGGAGCGAGAGAGGAGAGAGAAAGAAGAGGAAGAAAAGUUGGCCAGCAUGCCCGCCUGGAAGCGAGGGAUCAUUCAGCGGAGGAAGGCGAAGCAGGACAGUUUGGGUGACAGGGAAAAAGAGAGAGACGUCUGUCUGCUGCAGGUGGACGUCAGAUCUGCAUCUGAUGGUCUGAGUGACACAGACAGCCUUGUGACGGUUAAUUUGGGAAGCGAGAUGUCACUGAGUCCAGAUUCAGGGCCAUGGCUGGAUGGAGAUGUCAAACCAGCAAGUCAGGUGUCCAUAGAAACUAUUGUCCCAGUUCAUGAAAACCCAUUUAUUCGCACGCAGAGUGCAUGGAGGAAGGGCAGGGACGCAGAAGGAGGGAAUGAGCCAGAAGUCAAGGAGAGGGAAAAAGACAAAUUGAGUCCCAGGGGUCAAGAGGGGGAGUUGGGAAGAGGAAGAGAUAUAGAGCUGAAAAUAGAGAGAUUCAGAGACUUAAGUGAGGGACAGGAAAAAGAAAGGAGCAGGGACAGGAGUCAAGGGAGAGAAAGAGAGAAUAGCAACCAGUGGAAAGAGUCAGUUAAAGAUACAGCUAGAGAGCGGGAAUUCCUCAAAGUAAGAAAAGAUGAGGAGGAAAAAGAAACAGAUCCAUCAGCUAGUGCAUUUUCACCCCACGUUCCUUGUCUCCGGACCAUCCGUGCCGACAACAUCAUCAUCAUUGAGCAGGACAGGAAAGGCAGUGAUGAGAGAAGGGGUAGAUGGAGGGAGAUGGAGAAGGAGAGGCCCGAGGAGGAGCACCAGGGGAAGAGAGGGAUGAAGAUGGACCUGAGGGAGAUCCUGGCUGGAGGGGGAAGCAUCACAGAGAUCCGAGCUUCUGAGGUUCUGAUCAUAAAGCCCUCGGCAAGCCCAGAAGAGAGGAGUCCAGAAGGAGGAGGGGAGAAAGGUUCGAGUAGAGAGGAUGGAGAGAAGUGCAGCAUGGAUGGGAGGAGGGAAAGUUUGGGCAGGGAGCUCAGAACAGACAUGUCCUGGCUGAGAGAAAAAGAGAAGGAGAGACCGUGGGGUCAGGCAACAGUUAUCAAAGAUGACAGGAAGGACAGUUUGGACGAUAACGUGUUCGUUGAUAGAGGAGGGAGGGUCAGCCAGCUGCUGAGUAAAUUCGGACAGCACCCCAAGCCUCCUGCUCGAUCCAAAAGCUCUGAUAAUUUCCUGCGGCCUGGGAGGAGAAAAAACUCAGGAGAUGAAGAUGAGCAGCAAUCUGAGGUGGAUGAGAGGAAUCUGCUGCUGAAAGGUGUACCGAAGCGUUCGUUUAGCUUCUCCGAGCGGGUCAUCUGUGCUGAGGAGAACGGUUUAGAUAAUGAUAGGUAUAAUGAGAGGAAAACGCGUGAGAGGAUACAUUCAGACAAGAGCGUAGGGCCAUGGGUCGACGUCGCAGGCUUGGGGAAAGAAACCACAGCAAAGGUCAAACCCGGCUGCACAUGGCUUUUAGAUAAAGACCGGUUUGGAAAGCAUAGAGAUGGACAUUUAAAAACUGAGGAUGAAAAGGUGGAGAGCAUGCAGAGGAGAAAUGAAGCAGAAAUGUGUAUCUCCAUCCCACACAGGAGCGAGGUAAAGAAAAUGGAGGCUGUUGUCAUGAGGGCUGUGGAGAGGGCAGGUGAUGCAGAUGGAGAUGAGGGGUUCACAGUGGCGUCAGUCAAAAACACAGAGGGAAUCUCGUUUGCUAGAAGAGUUGCGAUCAAACAGGACGGGAAAGCAAGAGCUGAGAGAGAGUUGAAGCGACAGUCAGGUGAGAAAGGUCCAGAGAGGGAGGUGAGCGUAGAAAAAGAUGCAGAGUUAGAAGUGAAAGUUUGUGACAAAAAGGUGUCCGAUUUUCAGAGGGACGAGGGAAGCACAAUCCCACCUGAAACUUUGCAGAAAAGUCAAUCAGCAUUCACAGAGUGUUCCAGUCUGCUCUGUGCUGUCACAUAUAAAGCAAGAGACCCCCACAGAGGACCGGAGUGGGGUGGUGCAGGGCCACAGGGACCUUACCUACACUCCGUUUUGUCUCAACACACAGAGGAGCUUAUAAGUAAAAUAGAAAAAAUUGGAGACACAACUGUUUAUAGCAAUGAGAAAGGAGAAAGAUCUUACAAGGCUGCGUAUGAAAUGACCAAAGGGUCAGAUCUGGAUGUUGGAUCAGACAACCUCAUUCAUGAAGCAACCCCAAGAUCUCCAAAAAGGAUUGCACCCAUGGGAAUCUCCCCAGGUCCCCUCGAGAUUCAGAUCCCCAGAAGUGUGUUUUAUGUUGCAGAAGAAAUGUUGGAGAGAAAAAAGGCCGUGGGUCAAAGCGACGAGGGGCAAGACUUGGAAAAAGGUAAAGGGGUUGAGCGGAGGGAUAGCUGGAGGAUCGGGAAACCCCUGAGCCGCAUCGAGUCUCUGCGAGAGAAAAUAAGACAACGAGAGCUGGAGAGGCUGAAACAAAGAGAGGCGCAAGAUGGAGGCGGGACUGAAGGUGCAGAGAUAAAUGACACUCAGACAGCCAGGGACGAGAGGGGAACUGAAAUAGAGAAAGAGUGGGACUCUGCAGCUCAUAUGCGGAAGAAGCUGGGCGAGGCGGAGAAGGGACAGGAAGAUGCAGCAGUGCAGACAACCAUGGCUGCAUUUGACGUCACACAGGAAGUCAACGUGUUGAAAACCUGCCCUCAGCUUCCUGUUUCUGUCCCACACUCACAAGCUGUCAGAGAGGAAGUAACAAGCUCCACUGCUGCCUCUGAAGUUACCUCUGACAGCUUCCAGAUAUCUGAGGAUGAAGACGACCCCCUCAAACAUGUGGAAGAAGAGCUGAGGUGCCACAGGGGCCAACACGAGAUCAGAGAAGACGAAAGGGAGAAGGAGGAAGAGAAGGAGCUCUCAGAAGAGGAGGUAGAGGAAUAUACAUCCCCUCUUGAUCCUGUGCAGUCUGUCUCCCCUUUGCCGUCUCAUCCCAACUCCCUCGCAGCCAUGAGCCGGAUCUACAACUUGGAAACUGUUGGCUCGAGGUCGGGCUUGUGUCUGAGGGAGAGGACUGUGGACAUCCCAUCAGUGCACCUUGUUAAAGUGAAGCCCAUCAUGUCAAACGCUCAGCAGGGGGACAGCAAAGCAUUCUCAGGUGAGGACAUUUGCGGGGUUCAGACAAUACAGCGACAGAUAGAGCAGUUUCAGCUGAAAGAGCAGGAAAAGUCUUAUACAUCACCAAACGCUCCUCUUAAGGACAAAGAGACAAAAGGGCAGCAAAGCCCCAGAGGAGUGUUAAAGCACCAGGUGAAGGACAAUGCCAAGACCUCAGAGAAAGAUAAGGAAACACCAGGAACGAACCCCAAAAUGUCUCCUCGGCGUGUUUGUUCUCCGACAUCUCAGCUCAAGCAAUGUAGCCAAACUACCACCAUCACCCCCUCAUUUCUCAGGAGCCAAUCCCCGGACAAUACUUUGAAACCCUCAGAUUCUGCCCCGACGCCAGCCUCCUCCCCUAGCUCCCCAUCUCCUGCCCAGUCUCCUAGUAUCUCUCCAUCUCCAACCCCAUCGCCUCCACUCUUCUCCAUCAGGAGUGCCUCUGGAGGCCAAGUGAAGAGAGGUGCCACCAUCACAAUCACCCCAAAAAAGCCUGCAGGAGGAGGAGGGGGAGGAGUGACGGGGCCCACCACCGGCUCCACGGCAGCAGCGUCAAAAUCUGCAAAGACCUCAUCGCAGCAGGCCCAGGUGACCUCUGCAGUGGCCGAGCCAGCGAAGAAGAAGUACCCUACAGUGGAGGAGAUCGAAGUGAUUGGCGGAUAUCAGAAUCUAGAGAAAUCGUGUCUGGUCAAGAAAGGAGGGACCCCGAAAAGGGGAAAGGUGUGUUUCGAUGAGGACCAGCUGGAGCAGGUGUGUGAGUACCCAUCAGAGACCUCCAUGCUAGCGUGUACCCCCUACCCUCACGACCUGUGGAAGAUCGAGAGGCCGCAGGGAGAGGAGGCGCAGGAGAAAGAGGCUGAAGUGGACGGAGGAGCAAUUGUGUCCAAAAGCACAAGGAAUGUAGGGACUGCAACAGGAGGGGGUCUAAGAGUGGGUCAGUGUCACCCCCUUCUCAAGAAACACAACGUGUGAUGAGUGAGAUUAUGGAUUCAGAUUGUUUUGCCAUUCAUGAUGUCUCACUGUGAAACUGUUGAUAGGUUUGGACUUUUCACAGGCUAAGAUGGUGUUUCUUUUCUGUUUAUUUUCACUGUGUUCAAUUUUCCUUAAAUGAUGGGUCUGGCAAGAUACUGCGAUUUUGUUAUUGUCAACAAAUCCCAUGAAAAGACCAAAAUCAACAAUGAAUAUUUCUUUUGGAGUCAAAGCCUGAUUUAGCUGUUGUUUCAUACCAAAGCACGUGCUCUGUGGUUUUAUUUUGAGUCAGUCCCACAUGUCAUUAGCCCCUUUUACACUACCUCUUCAAGGCGAGAAUGUUGCGUCGUUAUUAUGCCUUGCCGUUCUGUAUAAAAGGUACAAUCGCGCAAUUUGGGGUGACAUUACAACACACAGUUGUCUCGCCUUUAAGCCAGUAGUAACAGCAUUGAAUCGCCGUCUGUGUAAAAGGGACUGCCGGCAGGACACAACCGCUGACAGGACGAGUUUGACAUGUAGUGAGUGCGACCCACCAUUGGGAGAUUUACUUAGCAGCUAGAAGCAGUUAGCAGCUAACUCAAAGAAAAAGAACAACAGCUGAAAAUGUGCUCCUUACCCUCAGUUCAAAGCAAUGAAGAGGCUUCGUUCUGGCCCUAUUGCAGGAUCACUGUGUAAAAGGGGCUAUUAAUAGCCUAGUCAUUACCACAACAAGUGCCCAGCUGCUUAAGUACAUUAUGGAGCCUUUUUAAGGUUUAACCAUGUAAUUGUGACCCUUUUAAAAAAACAAAAAAGAAAAACAUAUAUAUAUAUAUAUAUAUAUAUAUAUAUAUAUAUAUACAUAUAUUCACCAUGCUCAUUAUUUCCCCCUUACUUUUUGUUCUCAGGAAUAGAUAUCAUUUCAGUGUUGUAAGGGGGAAAAAACCUCUAUGAGCUAGCAGCUAACAGACAGUUAGCAAGCUAAAUGUCACUCAUGAGUUUGAUUACUAACGUAACAAUAACUUUACAGUUUAUUCAGCAGAUGUUUGUACCAUUGACUCCUGUCUUAUGUCUGUUUGCAGACCAUUUCUCUUGUGUGGAACAGUCCUACUCUGACAUUCAUUUUACGUAACCAGCUCCGAGCUGUCACUGGCUGAGAGGCUGGGUACAGAUUAUCAGGGCAGACAUAUAGAGACAGACAACCUUUCACAUUCACACCUACAGGCAAUGUAGAGUCACCAGUUAACCUAAUGUGCAUGUCUUUGGACUGUGGGAGGAAGCCAGAGUGCCCAGACACAGGGAGAACAUACAAACUCUGCGCGGAGGGUCUCCCCCACCCACGGAUUUGAACCCUCUACCUCGAGUUUGAACCAGGAACUCUCUUGCUGUGAGGCAACAAUGCUCACCACUGUGCCACCUCAGAAGACAUUAAAUAAAAGUUGAUGGUACAACAUCUAAUCAGCUAAAGGUACAUUAGCUCUCUCCAUUUUAGAGUCUUAGGCUAGAUUUUGCUGGGAAAUUUUGUCAUUUUAAACACUGGUCUUUUCCGGGGAUUUAUCAACAGUAAUAUGGAUGAACGCCAGCCGUCAGUAAACAAACUGACCAGUUUUCAGAGUUUUUGCAAAUGUUAGCAGGUUAGCAGCGUGGGCAAGCUUGAUAAAGAGACGAAAAUAAAUGAUUCCAAAUUGCAACAAAACACUGGUUUUAAAUGCAGCACUGCCAAAUGUAGGUUUGGUUACAAUGUUAAAAUGCUAUUAGAGAGCAAAUGGAAUGGUAUGGUUGCAUUUAUGGUCAACACAAAGCCAUAAAUGUCACUGUUGGUGAAUGGGAUGAAGUCAGCUCCAAAGAUGUAAAAUAAAAUAGAAUAGAAAUCCUUGAUUCACCUAAUUUACCUUCCAUUUCCGUCUCUCUGUCUUCCAGAUGAGUCUUGUCCUCGGUAGAAGCCAGUCAACUUCGCCAAAAUUGCCCAUGUGACGAGAUCGCCAACAUUUUGUUGAGCGUUCAUUAUGACAUGAUUUUUACUGUUUUGUUCGUUUUGAAUUGUUGAAUUGGCUGUUUGUAAUCCUUGUGGUGUUAUGUUUUUAUCUAGCAUCAGAAUGAAUGAGUGUUUUGGAAGACAUGUACAGUACAGUUUGAUUUAUGCAGUUGAACAUGAUUGUGUUUGCUGGGGGAAAUAUUUCACCCAGUUUUAUUUUCAGGGAAACUGGGGGAGAAAUGUGAAUGUAUAAAUGCGGUACAUACAAUAAAAGUCCCUCAGGUGUGCACUGGUGGGCGCUGAAGGAUCACUUGUCUAUGCAAUAUAAUGAUAAGAUUUUAUUUUUUAGUUUGAUAGUUUCUUACUAUAUUUAAGUCUGCCUCAGCACAGAAGAGUGAUGUUUAUAUCAUCUUGUUUCAUGUGCCUGCUGGAUUUGCCCAUACAGAUGAUAUAAAGAUCAAUUUAUUUAGAUAUUUGAUUUUUCUUGUCUGAAGCCUUUUUGGAAAAACCUCCUCUCAGUGGGUGCUGAACUUUGCAGGGACAGGGGUGGUGCAAUCUGUGCAGGACAGUUAAAGGUCUGUGUGUUUUGUGGGGUCUAAUUUAAGCCUUACUGUUCACAGUGACAACUCUGAUAACAGCUCAUGUUUAUGGAUACAAAUAAAGGGACUAUUUUGUUAUUUCUGUGUGGAAGUGGAGAGAGCUCUGUGAGUUAAAGUCCCUGAGAGGAAGCGUAGUUGAUAAACAUACAUAUAAACAAUUAACAGAUUAACUUUUUCAUUUUGCAGCUGCUAUCAGACUUUCGGCUGUAUUACAUUUAUAAUACAAUACACAUAUACAGAGUGUUUCUUGUUUGUAGAUUAAUAUUUUAAUUGGUAAGAGAAGAAUAAAUUCCAUGCAAAUUGUUUUUUCUAUGAUGGUGGAAGAAGCUGGCUUCAAGAGAAUAAAUCUAAUAAAUAU
Molecule: messenger RNA, 7470 nt
Organism: Epinephelus fuscoguttatus (brown-marbled grouper)
Lineage: Eukaryota; Metazoa; Chordata; Actinopteri; Perciformes; Serranidae
Gene: ppp1r18
Product: protein phosphatase 1, regulatory subunit 18
Exons: 3
Coding region: 426-4565 (1379 amino acids)
Molecular function (GO): phosphatase binding
Source: RefSeq, a predicted model, not a curated record